Molecule: messenger RNA, 916 nt
Organism: Solanum pennellii
Lineage: Eukaryota; Viridiplantae; Streptophyta; Magnoliopsida; Solanales; Solanaceae
Product: heavy metal-associated isoprenylated plant protein 21-like
Exons: 3
Coding region: 123-566 (147 amino acids)
Molecular function (GO): metal ion binding
Source: RefSeq, a predicted model, not a curated record
CCAUCCUAGCAAUCAUUAUGUCAUAUAUUCUAACACACCCAACUUCUAAAAUUCCCUUCUUCCUCUUCUAUUUAUAUCUCUUUUUCUUCUUCUUGCUUUGAUUAAAACAAGGAGCCAAAAUCAUGGGUGUUUUGGAAUAUAUAGCAAGUUUUUGUACAAUCACAACUAGCACAAACAACAAGAAGAAAUCAAUGCAGACAGUUGAAAUAAAAGUGAAAAUGGACUGUGAUGGAUGUGAAAGAAGAAUCAAGAAUUCUGUCAAGCAUAUGAAAGGUGUAAAAUCAGUGGAAGUUAUUAGAAAGCAAAGUAAAGUGAUAAUAAAUGGCUAUGUGGAUCCAAAUAGAGUAUUGAAGAAAAUAAAGAGUACUGGAAAAAGAGCAGAAUUUUGGCCAUAUGUACCUUAUAAUGUGGUAUAUUAUCCACAUGCACCACAAGCCUAUGAUAAAAGGGCACCUGCUGGUAUGGUUAAAAAUGUGCCACAAGCACUACUUGCCCCAAAUGCUACUGAAGAAAAAUUUGCUUACCUUUUUAGUGAUGACAAUCCAAGUGCUUGUUCCAUUAUGUGAUCACGAUCAUCGAGAUUUGAAGUUUAUGAGUUUUGAUGUUAUUUCUUUAUACUUAUAUAUAGGCCGUCUUAGUUACUGAGUUUGUGAUCAUAAUAAAUUUUCUAAUACAAAUAUAGAGUCUAAGCAAAAACUGUUGAGUCAUUCUUCUGUUACACAUUGAGAUCGUCAAGGGUUAGCAACCACCUACAUCGCGUGAAUCUCGAGAAGGAUGGCUGCUUUAAAGAAAGAACAAAAAAAAAUAUUUUCACAUAUAUUUUCAUUGAUGAGUGUUUUUUUUUUUUUGGGGGGGGUUUUGCCCUAUAAGUAUAGGAAGAAGAUUUUGAUAAAUAUAAUGUUUACCUUUAUGAUCA